AUGGAUCCCGCGAGUAUCAUUGGGACUACGUCGGCCGUCAUUUCCUUUGUCGAUUUCAUCGGGAAAGCGGUGAAUACGGCCCGCCAGCUAUCUGACGCCGGAAGCAUCGAUGAGUAUGAGAGGCUGGGCAAGCUGACGACCACCCUCGAGUCGGGCAUCGCCAGCCUGCGAAAGCGAGGAGAAGCGGGCGAUGAGGAACUGUCUGACGAAGAGAAGAGCGCUCUGCGAGUCGCCGAGCAAUGCAAACAGAUUGGCGACUCAAUCCAGCAUCUUCUGGGAAAGAUGAGGACCCCCGAGCCGACGUCAAAACAACAAACUUCCAUGGCGGACAAGCUACUGGACAAGGUCACCCGAGCGGCAAAGACUGGAAGAGUCGCCUUGGUUGUGCUUUGGAAUAAGCAAGAAGCUGACGAUCUGCGGAGGCAAUUCGACUCCUGCACAAUCCAGCUGAAUGCACACUUGAUAAGAAUGGCGAGUUUACUGACGGAACAACUUCCGCGAUUAUCUAAGGACAUGGGCCUUAUGCAAACCAAAUUGGGUCACAUCUCGAGAGACCAGGCACCUUUUUCACGCACACUCAUGGCCUUUGACAAGAAGUUCGACGGGACAUCUGAGAAAUUUCUAUUACAGUUGGAAAGAGUCCGAAAAGCCCUUGAAGUCUCGGAUCUGACGCUGCAUGCCAUCAACCAUCGGCGAAUUCUCAAUGCCAUUCGCUUCAAAGAGAUAUCGGUCAGAUAUGAUCAGGUUUCAAGAGCCGAAGAGGACACGUUUGGAUGGUUGGUUGAGGGGGAUAGCGUCCCGAGUCACUACAAUCUGAAAAUCUCGUUCAGAGACUGGCUAGCGACAGGCACAGGGGUAUUCCACUUCUCGGGGAGGCCAGGAAGUGGCAAGUCAACACUCAUGAAGUUCUUGGCUCAACAUUCUGAAACGGCCAGUCAACUGAAGCGGUGGCAGGGCGAUAAAAAGCUAGUAUUGGCUACUGCCUUUCUGUGGAAGGCUGGGGCGAAGAAGCAAAGGUCCAUGGGUGGAAUUGUCCGAUCUCUUCUCUACGCCAUCCUGGAUAAGAACCGUGAGGACCUCAUUCCGAAAACAUUCCCACAACAUUGGUCCCCUAAUAGCUGGUCGCCGUGGACGCCAGCAGAGGACAUGGAGAUUCCACUCGACAGCGACGAAAUUCAAUCUGCUCUCGAGGCCAUCAUCAGUGACCAGUCUUCGGGCUAUAGGUACUGUUUCUUUCUCGAUGGUGUUGACGAAUUCGAGGACGCCGAGAUCCGCAAACGUGAGCUAGCGUCGACUCUGCUACGGUGGACUUCAAGCAACCCGGAAAACGUCAAGAUUUGUGUGUCGAGUCGUGAGGAGCCAGUCUUCAUUGACCUCUUUCCCCUAGGUCAGAGAAUCCGGCUCCAUCUAGUCACUGCCGGCGACAUUCGCAAAGCGAUACAAGGGGUUCUUGGCAAACACGAAAACUUCUUAAAGUUCCCUUUAGACAAACGCGGACAUUUCAUCGAAAGGUUUGUGGGUGAUUCCGAGGGCGUUUUCAUCUGGACGAAGCUGGUUCUGGAUGAGCUGUGGAGCAAGCUGGAUGACAAACAGCCACUGGAGGAUCUUCACAAUGUUCUCGACGUUGUGCCGAAGGAUCUUGAUGAGUUUUACGAGAGAAUUCUGCGAUCGAUCCGAAACUCAGAUGCUGCCGAGUCUUCGGCAAUCUUCGACAUCUUGAUCACCGCAAGAGCGGAAUGGACGGACCCUGCUUGUCUUUUGAUUCUUGAUUACUCUUUUAUCCGGGACUUCAUCGACCCGAACCUUGCGAAGAUCGCUGCUAUCGGAGGUUCCCACAACACACCCAGCGGAGGUCGGAAAGCGCAAAUUCGACAGAUAAGAGCCCAGAAACAAGCUUUCAAAGAUCGAGCUCCGUCCCUCUUUCGAGGAAUGGUCGAAGUCACGAACACGCUUUCACAAGCGCGUGUUGACGAUUAUCGAUUAGAGGAGUCACUGUCGUUCGCUCAUCGGUCUGCCUAUGACUUUCUCCGUCGGCGGCAAGGGAAGGACCAUUGCCCGGGCGUUGAUGUGAAGGCUUUAGUUCUUCAUUGCCUCAUGGCCCGAGUACGUUACGGCUGGGGUCUUACUGGCUGGAAACCUUCUGUCUGCCAGAUGGUCUCUUCACUGAUUGCGAUUCUCCCUUGGAUUGAGGACACUACUUGCCCACAAGACCGCAUCUCCUACUUUAGAUCUUUAGCCGAGAUGGACAACAUACUCGUCCAAAAGCAACUUGACCCAGACUCGACAGGCCGUUUACAGUUUGCCGUCAACAUUCUAGAUUACGAGAUUCGAUAUCCGCUUCCGUUGAAGUCUAACAAGUUAGUCGUCUCGGUAUUCAACGUUGCGUGUUGGAUGGGACUUCACGAGUACCCGAAAUGGGUGAUACAAUGGCCGGGGUCGUGGGUAUGGAAGGAAACCAUCAGGAUCCCACUGUUAGAGUCUCUGUGCUGGGUUGAGCAACGAUUCCGUCGUGAUGGAGCACUGAUACCCUUGAUACAACGCCUGCUCCAGGAUGGGCCUUACGCCAACGUUCUCGAUGAACACCAAUCGCCAUGGGGAACCUGCCUCACCUUAUCAAUCAUGACGGGCGAUAUUUUCCGAGCACGAGGCUCAUCCUGGCACGCCAUUUCUGUCUUUCUCCAGCAUGGCGCCAAUGCCGACGUCCGUUUCUGGUGGAAUGGGCGGAAUGGGCGGGGAGGUCCUAUCCGACGAAAUGAUUUAUCUCUCGCCGUAGGGAGCUUGACGUAUUCGCUCGUGCACCGAUCAGUCCUACUUCCAGAGUAUACAGGGCAUUAUCCCAGAGAGAGCGAAUUGGGAUCACACAUGGAGGAUGGGGCUUCGCUUCGGGACCUAUACCUGCGUUUUGGACCCAAGGACCGAUCGGAUAUUUUGGACAUGAUUGACAAGAGCCUAGGGCUAGCGCAGCCCAAGCCGGAAGAACCCACGAGAACGAAUUUGCAAACGGAAAAGUUUCACCCAAGUAUUGAACAAUACAGACAUUUCCUUAGGACAUGGUGGAUGCAAGUUCUCUCCGUCGUCAUCGGUCAGCCGCUUAUUGCCCUUUACUGA
Molecule: messenger RNA, 3108 nt
Organism: Fusarium vanettenii 77-13-4
Lineage: Eukaryota; Fungi; Ascomycota; Sordariomycetes; Hypocreales; Nectriaceae
Exons: 2
Coding region: 1-3108 (1035 amino acids)
Source: RefSeq, a predicted model, not a curated record